Messenger RNA from Gadus chalcogrammus (walleye pollock), 9552 nucleotides. It is a transcript of the gene tenm3, whose product is annotated as teneurin transmembrane protein 3. Gene Ontology annotation, cellular component: membrane; neuron projection. The record is from RefSeq and is a predicted model, not a curated record. Gene Ontology annotation, biological process: heterophilic cell-cell adhesion; neuron development; signal transduction. The transcript is spliced from 50 exons. Gene Ontology annotation, molecular function: cell adhesion molecule binding; protein homodimerization activity; protein heterodimerization activity. Lineage: Eukaryota; Metazoa; Chordata; Actinopteri; Gadiformes; Gadidae. Bases 85 to 7923 code for a protein of 2612 amino acids.
GGAUCCUUUAUCCUUUUUUUUUUGGGUACAUUAACCCCUUUAAGCCGGGCGAAACUGGAGUACUCACAUAGACAAGGUUCUCCCAUGCCCUCCCCCCCCUGCCCAUCAUCCAUCAUUGACCAAUCCCAGACCCCAUCAAGCCAUCCCAACGACAACCCAUUGCCCCUGGACUCUGACGAAGAGGAGGAGGAGGAGGAGGAGGUGGAUGAGUUGGACUAUGCAGCUCGGUUGUACUUGCAUGUAACUCAUGAUCAACCGUCCAAUCACCAUGGCUCAAUGCUGCCUCCGGUCCCGCCCCCUCACCGCCAGCAGCCUUCGGUGACGGCCCUCAACCACUCCCUGAGCACCGCACACCACGCUGGCCACACCCUCAACUCCUCACGGCACCUAGCCCCUCCCACUGGAAGCCCGGCCCCCACGGCCGGCCAAUCACCAGCCGAGCUGCAGACCACGCCCCCCGAGAGCGUCCCGCUGCAAGACAGCUGGGUGCUUGGUAGCAAUGUGCCUCUGGAGACAAGGCACUUCCUCUUUAAGACCGGCACAGGCACCACUCCCCUCUUCUCCACGGCGACCCCAGGCUACACCAUGGCAACGGGUUCAGUGUACUCCCCGCCCACCCGGCCGCUGCCCAGGAACACCCUCUCGCGCUCCGCCUUUAAGUUUAAGAAGUCCUCCAAGUACUGCUCGUGGAGGUGCACGGCUCUCAGUGCAGUAGGACUGUCUGUGCUGCUGUCCAUCCUGCUGUGCUACUGCAUCGCCAUGCAUCUGUUUGGACUGAACUGGCAGUUGCAGGAGAGCGAAAGCUACGGGGCAUUCGAGAAUGGUGCGGGAGCGAGGGACACCACUCCGAACAGCGUCAUGAUUCCUGCCGACACCAGCAAGAUGUUCCUGGUGGAAAACAACACCAUAGACACCGGGGAGGUGGACGUGGGGAGGAGAGCUAUUCAAGAUGUACCCCCAGGCAUUUUUUGGCGCUCCCAAAUAUACAUUGACCAACCUCAGUUUUUGAAGUUCAACAUUUCGGUCCAGAGAGACGCACUGGUUGGAGUCUACGGACGCAAGGGCCUCCCGCCCUCCCACACACAGUAUGACUUUGUGGAGCUCCUGGACGGCAGCCGGCUCCUGUCCAAGGAGAAGCGCUCCCUCAGCGACGCGGAGGCCGGCCGCGGCCACGCCCCCAGCACCCGCGAGGGAGAUGGCCUCCGGGCGGCCCGCCGCGCCCGCUCCGUCAACGUGCAUGAGGCCGGCUUCAUCCAGUUCAUGGACACGGGGAUCUGGCAUCUGGCCUUCUACAACGACGGGAGGAACGGCGAGCAGGUCUCCUACAACACCAUCGUCAUUGAGUCAAUUAUGGAGUGCCCUCAGAAUUGUCAUGGCAACGGAGAUUGUCUCUCGGGAACGUGUCACUGUUUUCCAGGUUUCCUUGGGCCUGACUGUUCUAGAGCUGCAUGCCCCUUGCUGUGCAGCGGAAACGGGCAGUACUCGCGCGGCCGCUGCCAGUGCUACAGCGGCUGGAAGGGCACCGAGUGCGACGUUCCGUCCAACCAGUGCGUGGACAUCCACUGCGGCGGGCACGGCGUCUGCAUCGUGGGCGCCUGCAUCUGUAACACGGGCUACAAGGGGGACAACUGUGAAGAAGUGGACUGCAUCGACCCCAGCUGCUCGGCCCACGGCGUGUGUAUCCACGGCGAGUGUCACUGUCAGCCCGGCUGGGGCGGGGCCAGCUGCGAGCUGGCCAAGGCCAUGUGUCCCGACCAGUGCUCCGGACACGGGACGCACGACGCCGAGAGCAGCACCUGCGCUUGCGACCAGAACUGGACCGGGCCCGACUGCUCCCUGGAGGUGUGCACCGUGGACUGCGGCAGCCGGGGGGUGUGCUACGGGGGGCAGUGCCGCUGCGAGGAGGGCUGGACGGGCACCGUGUGUGACCAGAAGGCCUGUCAUCCCCUCUGCACCAAGAACGGCAUUUGCAAGGAUGGCAAGUGUGAGUGCGACCAGGGAUGGACCGGGGAGCACUGCAAUAUUGAGGGUUGUCCAGGCUUGUGUAACAACAAUGGCCGCUGCACCCUGGAAGCCAGCGGCUGGCAUUGUGUCUGCCAGGCGGGAUGGAGAGGAGCUGGCUGUCACGUCGCCAUGGAGAUGGUCUGUACCGACGGCAAGGACAACGAAGGAGAUGGUCUUGUUGAUUGCAUGGACCCAGAUUGCUGUCUGCAGCCCUCCUGUCAGAGCCAGUUAUACUGCAGAGGGUCACCUGACCCCAGCGAGGUGCUCAACCAGUCUCCAGCAGCACUGGUACCUCAGCAGGUGGCUAGGUCUUUCUACCAGCGGAUCCACUUCCUGCUGGGCCCAGAGUCCACCCAUGUCAUCACGGGGGACAGCCCCUUCAACAAGAGCUUGGCGUCCAUCAUCAGAGGGCAGGUCUUGACCGCAGACGGGACGCCACUGAUUGGUGUCAACGUGACGUUCGUCCACUACGCAGAACAUGGAUACACCAUCACACGCCAGGACGGCAUGUUCGACCUGUUGGCUAACGGAGGCGCCUCCCUGACCCUGAGCUUCGAGCGAUUGCCGUUCCUCACGCAGUACCGGACCGUCUGGGUCCCAUGGAACGUCUUCUACGUCAUGGACACCCUGAUCAUGAAAAAGGAGGAGAACGAGAUCCCCAGCUGUGACCUCAGCGGGUUCAUCAGACCCAGUCCCAUCAUCGUGGCGUCUCCACUGUCCACAUGCUACCGCAGCUCUCCUGAGGACGGACCCAUCGUCCCUGAAACCCAGGUGCUGCAGGAGGAGACCACCAUCCCAGGGAGCGACCUCAACCUGGUGUACCUGAGCUCCCGAGCAGCGGGAUACAAGCCCGUCCUCAAAGUCACCAUGACCCAGUCCGCCGUGCCCUUCAACCUCAUGAAGGUUCAUCUGAUGGUGGCAGUGGUGGGUCGCCUCUUCCAGAAGUGGUUUCCAGCCCAGCCCAACCUCUCAUACACUUUCAUUUGGGACAAGACGGACGCUUACAGUCAACGCGUCUAUGGACUGUCAGAGGCCGUCGUGUCGGUGGGCUAUGAGUACGAGUCCUGCUUGGACCUGAUCUUGUGGGAGAAGAGGACCGCAGUCCUGCAGGGAUAUGAACUAGAUGCCUCCAACAUGGGGGGCUGGACCCUGGACAAGCACCACAUACUGGAUGUCCAGAAUGGUAUCCUGUACAAGGGCAACGGAGAAAAUGUAUUCAUCUCCCAACAGCCUCCUGUUCUCAGCAGCAUCAUGGGCAACGGCCGCCGGCGCAGCAUCUCCUGCCCCAGCUGUAACGGGCAGGCCGAGGGCAACAAGCUGCUGGCCCCGCUGGCCCUGGCCUGCGGUGCCGAGGGGAGCAUCUUCGUUGGAGACUUCAACUACAUCAGGAGGAUCUUCCCCUCGGGCAAUGUGACCAGCGUCAUGGAGCUCAGUAACAACCCAGCCCACCGCUACUACCUGGCAACCGACCCGGUGACCGGACAGCUGUACGUGUCUGACACCAACUCCCGGCGCAUCUACCGGCCCAAGCUUCUCAGUGGCGCGCGGGAACUCAUAGGUAAUGGGGAGGUGGUGGCCGGUACGGGAGAACAAUGCCCUCCGUUUGAUGAAGCACGAUGUGGAGAUGGGAGGAAGGCUACUGAAGCACAACUCCUAGGACCUAAAGGCAUCGCAGUGGACAAGAACGGCUUCAUCUACUUUGUGGACGGAACCAUGAUCCGAAAGGUGGACAGGAACGGCAUCAUCUCCACGCUGCUCGGGAGCAACGACCUGACCUCUGCACGACCCCUGACCUGCGACACCAGCAUGCACAUAAGACAGGUUCGCUUGGAGUGGCCGACAGACCUGGCCAUCAACCCUAUGGACAACUCCAUAUAUGUGCUGGACAACAACAUCGUGCUUCAGAUCACUGAGAACAGACAGGUCCGCAUCGUGGCGGGCCGCCCCAUGCACUGCCAGGUCCCGGGCGUGGAGUACACCCUGGGGAAGCGGGCGGUGCAGACCAUGCUGGAGGGCGCCACCGCCAUCGCUCUGUCCUACAGCGGCAUCCUGUACAUCGCCGAGACGGACGAGAAGAAACUCCACCGCAUCCGGCAGGUUUCUACGGACGGGGAGAUCACCUAUCUGGCCGGAGCGCCCUCUGACUGCGACUGCAAGAACGACGCCAACUGCGACUGCUACCAGACGGGGGACGGAUACGCCAAGGACGCGCGGCUCAACUGUCCGUCGUCCCUGGUGGUGUCUCCGGACGGCACGCUGUAUGUGGCCGACCUGGGGAACAUCCGCAUCCGGGCGGUGCGCCGCAACCAGCCGCCCACCGGUUCUCUGGCUUCAGGUCCAAGUUCCUACGAGGUAGCCUCACCAGCCUCCCAGGAGCUGUACGUGUUUGACUCCAACGGAACCCACCAGUUCACCAUGUCCCUUGUUACUGGCGAUUACAAAUACAACUUCAGCUACAGCAAUGAGGAAGAUGUAACUGCUGUUACCGACAGCAGCGGGAACACACUGCGCAUCCGGAGAGACACAAAUAGAAUGCCGGUUCGAGUGGUUGCCCCCGACAACCAGGUCAUCUGGUUGACCAUCGGGACCAACGGAGGACUGAAGUCCCUCACGGCUCAGGGACAGGAGCUGGUGUUGUUCAGCUACCACGGGAACAGCGGCCUCCUGGCCACCAAGAGCAUCCAGAUCGGCUGGACCACCUUCUACGACUACGACAGCGAGGGCCGGCUGACCAACGUGACCUUCCCCACGGGCGUGGUCACCAACCUCCACGGAGACAUGUCCUCCGGCUCCGUGGUGGUGGACAUUGAGACAUCGGGCCGGGACGAAGACGUGUCCAUCACCACCAACCUCUCCUCGAUCGACUCCUUCUACACACUCGUCCAGGACCAACUGCGCAACAGUUACGAGGUGGGAAACGACCAUUCCCUCAGAGUCAUCUACGCCAACGGGAUGGAAACCCACUACCAGACCGAGCCCCACAUCCUGGCAGGCGCCGCCAACCCCACCGUGGCCCGACGCAACAUGACACUGCCGGGCGAGAGCGGGCAGAACCUGGUGGAGUGGCGGUUCCGGAAGGAGCAGACCCGCGGGAAGGUGAUCGUGUUCGGGAGGAAGCUCCGGGUAAAUGGCAGGAACCUGUUGUCUGUGGAUUACGACCGCUCUCUGCGAACCGAGAAGAUUUACGAUGACCACCGCAAGUUCCUCCUGAAGAUCAUCUAUGACACCCAAGGCCACCCGUCACUCUGGGUGCCCAGCAGCAAGCUGCUGUCUGUCAACCUGACCUACUCCAGUACUGGUCAGGUGACUGGCCUACAGCGGGGUCCCACCACAGAGAAAUGGGAGUACGACCUCCAGGGACGAAUCGUAUCCCGGGUGUUCGCCGACGGAAAGACCUGGGGCUACACCUACCUGGACAAGUCCAUGGUGCUGCUCCUGCACAGUCAGCACCAGUACAUCUUUGACUACGACGCGGGGGACCGGCUGUCAGCCGUGACCAUGCCCAGCGUGGCGCGCCACACCAUGCAGACGGUGCGCUCCAUCGGCUACUACAGGAACAUCUACAGCCCCCCUGAGAGCAACGCCUCCGUCACCAUCGACUACUCCGAGGACGGACAGCUCCUCAGAGUUGCCCACCUGGGAACCGGUCGUCGUAUCCUGUAUAAGUAUCGCAGACAGAACAAGCUGGCGGAGAUCCUGUACGACUCGACGCGGGUCAGCUUCACCUACGACGAGACGGCGGGCGUGCUGAAGACGGUCAACCUGCAGAGCGAGGGCUUCAUCUGCUCCAUCCGCUACCGACAGAUCGGCCCGCUGGUGGACCGGCAGAUCUUCCGCUUCAGCGAGGACGGCAUGGUGAACGCCCGCUUCGACUACACCUACGACAACAGCUUCAGGGUGACCAGCAUGCAGGCCGUCAUCAACGAGACGCCGCUGCCCAUCGACCUGUACCAGUUCGACGACAUCUCGGGGAAGGUGGAGCAGUUCGGGAAGUUUGGCGUCAUCUACUACGACAUCAACCAGAUCAUUUCCACGGCCGUGAUGACCUAUACCAAGCACUUUGACCAGCACGGCCGCAUCAAGGAGAUCCAGUAUGAGAUCUUCAGGUCGCUGAUGUAUUGGAUCACCAUUCAGUACGACAACAUGGGGCGGGUCACCAAGCGAGAGAUCAAGAUCGGCCCGUUCGCCAACACCACCAAAUACGGCUAUGAGUACGACGUGGACGGGCAGCUGCAGACCGUGUUCCUCAAUGAGAAGAUGAUGUGGAGGUAUAACUACGACCUGAACGGUAACCUGCACCUGCUGAACCCCGGCAACAGCGCUCGCCUCACCCCGCUGCGCUACGACCUGCGGGACCGCAUCACGCGGCUGGGGGACGUCCAGUACCGGCUGGACGAGGACGGCUUCCUGCGGCAGAGAGGGGCCGAGAUAUUUGAAUACAAUUCAAAAGGUCUUCUGGAGCGGGUCUACAGCAAGGCGGCCAGCUGGACCAUCCAGUACCGCUACGACGGCCUGGGCCGCCGCGUGUCCUCCAGGAACAGCCUGGGCCAGCAUCUACAGUUCUUCUACGCCGACCUCAACUACCCCACUCGGAUCACACAUGUCUACAACCACUCCAGCUCCGAGAUCACCUCGCUGUACUACGACCUGCAGGGCCACCUGUUUGCGAUGGAGAUCAGCAGUGGAGAGGAGUUCUACAUGGCGUGUGACAACACUGGGACUCCCCUGGCCGUGUUCAGCAGCAACGGACUACUGCUGAAACAGGUGCAAUACACGGCCUAUGGAGAGGUGUAUUUUGACUCCAACCCAGACUUUGUGCUGGUGAUCGGGUUCCACGGGGGCCUGUACGACCCACUGACACGCCUGCUGCACUUCGGGGACCGGGACUAUGACAUCCCUGCUGGGAGGUGGACCACCCCAGACAUCGGCACGUGGACACGCGUGGGCAAGGAACCGCAGCCCUUCAACCUGUACAUGUUCCGGAACAACAACCCUGUGAGCAAGGUCCACCAGGUGAAGGAGUAUGUCACAGAUGUAAACAUCUGGCUGGUGACCUUCGGGUUUCACCUCCACAACGCCAUCCCAGGGUUCCCCAUCCCCAAGUUUGACCUGACGCAGCCCUCGCUGGAGAUGAAGAAGAGCCAGCUGUGGGAUGACCUGCCUUUGAUCUCAGCAGUGCAGCAGGAGGUGACCCGUAAGGCCCAGGCUUUCCUGUCCUUCGAGCGCAUGCCCGAGAUCCAGCUGAGCCGCCGGCGGGUGGACCGCGACAAGCCCUGGCUGUGGUUCGCCACCGUCAAGUCCCUCAUCGGCAAAGGGGUGAUGCUGGCCGUGACGCAGGGCCGCGUGGUCACCAACGCCCUCAACAUUGCCAACGAGGACUGCAUCAAGGUGGCGGCCAUCCUCAACAACGCCUUCCACCUGGAGGACCUGCACUUCACCGUGGAGGGCCGCGAUACGCACUACUUCAUCAAGACCAGCCUGCCGGAGAACGACCUGGGCACGCUGCGGCUCACCUCUGGUCGUAAGUCCCUGGAGAACGGCGUGAACGUCACCGUGUCCCAGUCCACCACGGUGGUCAACGGACGCACGCGGCGCUUCGCCGACGUGGAGCUGCAGUAUGGCGCGCUGGCGCUGCAUGUGCGCUACGGGAUGACCCUGGACGAGGAAAAGGCACGCAUCCUAGAGCAGGCGCGGCAGCGGGCGCUGGCCAGCGCGUGGGCGAGGGAGCAGCAGCACGUGAGGGACGGGGAGGAGGGCGCGCGGCUGUGGACCGAGGGGGAGAAGCGGCAGCUGCUGAGCGGGGGCAAGGUGCUGGGCUACGACGGCUACUACGUGCUCUCUGUGGAGCAGUACCCCGAGCUGGCGGACAGCGCAAACAAUAUCCAGUUCCUACGCCAGAGUGAGAUAGGGAAGAGGUAACACUGCUGGAGGAGCACAAGCGCCCAUGGCUCCCGCUCCAGACUGCACAGAAGCCAUGGUCUGUUCUUAAAGAGAGAGACGUUUAGCACGGGCUGUCACUCAGCCACUGAAGGAUGGCCAGUGUUCGUUUUUUUUUAAGAAAAAGUACAAUGGUCGUAUAACAAUCAUUACUGAAACUACCGUCGGCAAACAUUUUAAAUGUUUGCCGUUGAAAAAUGGGAGCUGCCAAGGAAGUUUGAAAGUCCUCGGACCCUUUUGAGCCUUUCACCAAGCCCCCCCCCCCCCCCCACGGCGGCCCUCUGUCCACCCCCCGAUUGGCCGCCUCAGCCCAUUCCACAUGCUGUGAGACAGCGCGAUGUGGAAUAACAUGAGGAUAUUCAGAAGGACCCACCCGUUUGAGUGUGUCCCCCACGUGAAUCUGAUGUCAGAGGUUGUAUACUAAGCAAGGCGCAAGGACUGAACCAUUAUAGGUUUGCAGACGUCUGUAGGCUGUGUAUAUCGCUAAAUGGAUGUACCGGGCUGUAUUUUCACAGAAGGAUCUGUUAAAAUAUACUAUGGAACUGCCGUGGACUCUCUUAAAGAGAUAGACACACAAAAGACUUCUGUUUAUAAAAGUACACAAGGACUUUCUUGUUCUGUUAUGGUUAUGUUUGUUUUUAUAUAUACUUUAUUGGAUUGCUUUGGACAAAAAAAGGGAAACAUAAAAAAAAGAAAAGUUUACAUGUGAUAACCUAUACCACUAUUACUACUACUACUAUUCCUACAGCACCUCUGGACUAUUAACCAUCAUCUGAGUAAGGACCAAUACACUUUUCCUUCGCCAUAGAGAUCUGUUGUCUAUAUUACAAUUGGUCAAGUUUGAUGGAAAUAACCCCAAUUCUCUCUUCCCAGGGCCUUUAAAAUUCAGGUCAUGUCAGCUGCAAUGUAAACAAUCAAGGUUCCUUUGACAAAUGUGGGAGGAACAAACUUUGGGACCUGCGCUGGGACCAGUUAAACUAAACUUUGUGGAUGGAUGUAUUCUCGGACCAAGUGGCUCCACUAGUCCUGUAACAUAAACACACCAGUAGAGCAGCGGGCUCACAUUAGCUCAUGGGUGGCUAUGUGCAAAAUGUGUAGACCAUGUGCAUUUAUUGGCCUGAUAAUGUGUAGAGGUAGUAGUCUUGCUUGCCAUAGAAACAUGUUGUCAUGGUAAAAGAGCUUUUGGGAAGAAUUGCUGCAAGGAGUUAACAAUCGUUGCCUCUUUAGUUCUUCGCCUGUUUCUCGCAAAAUUCAAGCGUAUUGCCAUCAGUGACUUUUACAGAAGUGGUAAUGGCUCCGAAACAUACUUGGAUGUUUUUUCCUCAUUGAGCGUGGGGUCUCUGUUCGCUAGAGGUUUUUGUUUGUUAUUGUGUAUGUGUGUGUGUACAAGGAAGUGACCGCAUAUUAAUGCAUUUCAAAAGCUAAACUAGGAAAUUGAGUAAUAAUGGAGUUGAAGUGUAUGAAGGUGUUAAAUGAUACAUUUUUUUAAGUUGAAAAUAAUUCACUUAUCCGUACAUCAUUAUUAGUCUCAGAGAAAGUAAUUCAUGUACAGUGUUUCUACGUUAAAAAUAAACUUUAAAAAUUCCGUGAGGUUUACAAAGUGUUGUUUUC